UGUGAGUGAGGUGGCGGCAAAGAAGAAGAAGAAGGAGGGCCGGCUGUUUGCUCUCAGGCCUCUUCCGCCAUGAGUUCCAUCGGCACCGGGUAUGACUUGUCGGCCUCCACAUUUUCUCCAGAUGGCAGAGUGUUUCAAGUAGAAUAUGCCAUGAAAGCUGUUGAAAAUAGCAGUACAGCAAUUGGGAUUCGGUGUAAAGAUGGUGUAGUCUUUGGAGUGGAAAAACUAGUUUUAUCCAAACUUUAUGAAGGACUUCUGGCUGAUGCUCGGUCUUUGGCUGACAUAGCAAGGGAAGAAGCUUCCAACUUCAGAUCCAACUAUGGUUACACUAUACCACUGAAACAUCUUGCAGACAGAGUGGCUAUGUAUGUACAUGCCUACACACUAUACAGUGCUGUCGGACCUUUCGGCUGCAGCUUCAUGUUGGGCUCCUAUGACAACGAUGAUGGUGCCCAGUUGUACAUGAUUGAUCCUUCAGGUGUUUCAUACAGUUACUGGGGAUGUGCCAUUGGAAAAGCACGGCAGGCUGCAAAGACAGAAAUCGAAAAGCUCCAGAUGAAAGACAUGACUUGUUGUGAUGCUGUUAAAGAAGUUGCAAAAAUAAUCUACAUAGUCCAUGAUGAAGUAAAAGACAAAGCUUUCGAAUUGGAACUCAGUUGGGUUGGAGAAAUAACUAAAGGAAAACAUGAAGUUGUCCCAAAAGACAUUAAGGAAGAAGCUGAAAAAUAUGCUAAGGAAUCUCUGAAAGAAGAGGAUGAAUCAGAUGAUGAAAACAUGUAACAUGUACUUACUUUUAACAUGAGAUUUAAUGUAUUUCCCUUUAUGUAUGUCCUGGAAGAAUAUUUUGAGAGACCAACUUGCACUAAACAUUUUUCCAAUUA
Molecule: messenger RNA, 881 nt
Organism: Anolis sagrei ordinatus
Lineage: Eukaryota; Metazoa; Chordata; Lepidosauria; Squamata; Anolidae
Source: RefSeq, a predicted model, not a curated record